Eleginops maclovinus (Patagonian blennie) is the source of this 3372-nucleotide messenger RNA. Its product is annotated as potassium voltage-gated channel subfamily H member 6-like. The transcript is spliced from 22 exons. Gene Ontology annotation, molecular function: inward rectifier potassium channel activity. Gene Ontology annotation, cellular component: plasma membrane. The coding region runs from base 1 to 3372 and encodes 1123 amino acids. NCBI's taxonomy places the organism in Eukaryota, Metazoa, Chordata, Actinopteri, Perciformes, Eleginopidae. The record is from RefSeq and is a predicted model, not a curated record. Gene Ontology annotation, biological process: potassium ion transmembrane transport; regulation of heart rate by cardiac conduction; membrane repolarization during action potential.
AUGCCGGUGAGACGGGGCCAUGUGGCCCCUCAGAACACGUUCCUGGACACCAUCAUCCGCAAGUUCGAGGGGCAGAACCGAAAGUUUAUCAUCGCCAACGCGCAGGUGGAGAACUGCGCCAUCAUAUUCUGUAAUGACGCCUUCUGUGGGCUGUGUGGCUACAGCCGGGCGGAGCUCAUGCAGAAGCCAUGCACCUGCAGCUUCCUGUACGGACCGCACACCAAGAGAGCGGCGGUGGCCCAGAUGGCCAAAGCUCUGCUGGGAGCAGAGGAGAGGAAGGUGGAGAUCUCCCUCUACACUAAAGAUGGAGUUUGUUUCCACUGUGCCGUAGACGUGGUUCCAGUGAAGAACGAGGACGGCCUGGUCAUCAUGUUCAUCCUGAAUUUUGAGCUCCCCACUGACCCCAGACCAGUCAACAGAUCCCCGGCCAGAGAGCUGCACAGAGUGCUGCGAAUCCCCUGGCUCACGAUGGCUCGGCGGCAGCGUCUGCGCCUCCUCCUCCGCUCACUCACCCCGGGUGCAAGGAACCUGUCCCCAGACACAGAGCUUGGCUCUCCUCGUGUAGACCUCCCCCUCCUCGGACACGACUCUGUGGCCCUGGACAAGCUGCUGUCCCUCCCUGAGAGACAGCAGCUGGAGGAGGCAGGAGCUGGACUCCUGCUGUGGGACGAAGACAGGGAGGAGGAGGAAAUGAGAGUAGGGGUGAGAGGAGGAGAGAGAGGCAGCUCGUUGGCACAUAGGAGGAGGAGUGAGGGAGACAGAAAGAGAAGAGGGGGAGGAGAUGGGCUACUUGUUGAUACAUCUGCAGCAAGAGGAGGGAGGAGAGGUCUGCCCCCCCCUCCAGCCUCAGCACCCCCAACUGUGGCCUUGCCUCUGGCCUCCUCACAGGCAAGGAGGGAGGAGCGAGGGAGAGGCCGAGGAGAGGAGGAGCGUCCUCUCCCAUCCUGCAGGUCUGACGGCAGCAGGGCCACAUUAAAACACUCAUCCUCAGUGGACGCUAUCAAGCUUGGGCAGAGUUACUGGGAGAAGAGGCUGCAGCUGAGACACAGCUGCACCGCUGGUAUGCUCUCCAUCAGGAAGAGCAGUGUGCCGGUGGGGACGUCAGACACAGAGUCAAACUGCUGGUCAAACAGCCAGCCGCAGAUGAGUCAGGGCCUGCUGGAAACAAAGGCGUUACCUCCUGGAGAAAUCAGACCCCCCAUCAAACUGAUGGACAGAACCCACAAUGUGACUGAGAAGGUCACACAGGUGAUGUCUCUGGGUGCUGAUGUGUUACCGGAGUACAAACUGGAGACCCCCAGGAUCCAGAAGUGGACCAUCCUUCACUACAGUCCCUUCAAAGCUGUGUGGGACUGGGUCAUUCUGCUGCUGGUCAUUUACACCGCCAUAUUCACUCCUUAUUCUGCCACCUUUCUACUGAGUGACCAGGAGGAGGCCGCCAUGCAGAACUGCGGGUACUCCUGCUCCCCGCUCAACGUGGUGGAUCUCAUAGUGGACAUCAUGUUCAUCGUAGACAUCCUCAUCAACUUCAGGACUACAUAUGUGAACUCCAAUGAUGAGGUGGUGAGCCAGUCUACUAAGAUCGCAGUGUACUAUUUUAAAGGCUGGUUCCUUAUCGACAUGGUGGCCGCCAUUCCCUUUGACCUCCUCAUCCAACGCUCCGGAGAGGAGGUGGUUAGGGGAGGUGGAGAGGGAGAGACCACCACUCUGAUUGGCUUACUGAAGACAGCGAGGUUACUGCGAUUGGUUCGUGUAGCCAGGAAGUUGGACCGUUACUCGGAGUACGGGGCAGCUGUCCUCUUCCUCCUCAUGUGCACCUUCGCUCUCAUAGCCCACUGGCUGGCCUGCAUCUGGUACGCCAUCGGUAACGUGGAGCGCUCCACCUCGGCUGGGAUCGGCUGGUUGGACAAUCUGGGCGAGCAGCUGGGGAAGCCCUACAACGACUCCAUCAGUGGCUCGGGCCCCAGCAUCAGAGACAAAUAUGUCACGGCUCUGUACUUCACCUUCAGCAGUCUGACCAGCGUGGGCUUCGGGAACGUCUCCCCCAACACCAACUCUGAGAAAAUCUUCUCCAUCUGCGUCAUGCUGAUCGGAGCUCUGAUGUAUGCCAGUAUUUUUGGGAACGUGUCAGCCAUUAUACAGCGGCUGUACUCUGGCACGGCGCGCUACCACGCUCAGAUGAUGAGGGUCCGAGAGUUCAUCCGCUUCCACCAGAUCCCCAACCCUCUGAGGCAGCGGCUGGAGGAGUACUUCCAACACGCCUGGUCCUACACCAACGGGAUCGACAUGAACGCUGUUUUGAAAGGUUUCCCAGAGUGUCUCCAGGCAGAUAUUUGUCUCCACCUCAACAGGUCACUGCUGCAAAACUUUAAGGCUUUCAAAGGAUCCUCUAAGGGCUGUCUGAGGGCCCUGGCCAUGAGGUUCAGGACCACCCACGCUCCUCCUGGGGACACCCUGGUCCACGCUGGAGAUCUGAUAUCGGCGCUGUACUUCGUCUCUAGAGGAUCCAUAGAGAUCCUCAAAGGAAACGUGGUGGUAGCUAUACUGGGGAAGAAUGAUAUCUUUGGAGAGCCCAUCAAUCACUGUGCUCUGCCUGGAAAGUCCUGUUCAGACGUCAGAGCUCUGACCUACUGUGACCUGCACACCAUCAACAGAGAGGACAUGUUGGAGGUUCUCGGCAUGUAUCCGGAAUUUUCUGAAUACUUCUGGUCCAAUUUGGAUCUCACCUUCAAUCUCAGAGAUGUGAAUGAUGAUGCUGAAGAUUGUGGAGAAGACUCUGACUGUGAGGGGCUGUGCAGAACCCCAAGGAAACACACACUCUCUUCCACACACACAGGUAACCCCUUAGCAGGGAGGAGAGGGGAACCUGUAAAAUCUGCCCACACAGGUAGAGAAACUCACAGAGACACAGAGCAGCGUGUUGGUAACAUCAGAGAGGAUCAUACACACGCACUAUAUGUCCCCGUGUUCUCCAGUGACGAUGAAGGAGAUGAUUCAGAGGUGACCUCCAUGAUCCAAGCUGCUGCCACAAACCUGAGAAGACCUCCUCCUUCCAGCCCUCCCCCCGCUGCAGCCGUCAUCUCUCGGAGGCAGAAGGUGGAGUUAGAGAAGAGGCUAGAGGCCCUGCACGGACAGAUCACCAGGUUGGAGUCCCGUAUGCAAGCAGACAUUGGCAUCCUCAUGCAGCUGCUGCAGAGACAGCUGCCAAUAAUUCCACCGUCCUACAGCACCCUGAUAGCAACACCAAACGCACCCUCCUCCGCCAUUCUGACCCCCACUGCUACCUCCCCCACAAACAAGUCACCAAAAACUAACCCUGUGCAGCAACUGUCCAAAGAAAACCAAGAGGAUAUCCUUCAACAACUCCCUUAA